UCAUAACCAUCCAUCUAUAUUUUCCAUUGUGGGCAUGGGUGGAUUGGGUAAGACCACACUCGCCCAACAUGUAUACCAUGACCCAAAGAUGGAGGAGGCUAAGUUUGAUAUCAGAGCUUGGGUUUGUGUUUCCGAUCAUUUUGAUGUUUUGACAGUGACAAAAACAAUUCUUGAGGCAAUCACUAACUCUAAAGAUGAUAGCGGGAACCUAGAAAUGGUUCAUGGAAGAUUGAAAGACCAAAUAUCAGGAAGGAAAUUUCUUCUUGUUUUAGAUGAUGUUUGGAACGAAGGAGGGGAAGAAUGGGAAGCUGUUCGAACUCCUCUUAGCUACGGGGCUCCAGGAAGUAAAAUUCUUGUCACGGCACGUGCUGAGAAAGUUGCUUCUAACAUGAGGUCAAAAGUGCAUCUCCUGAGGGAAUUACGAGGGGAUGAAUGCUGGAAUAACAAUGAGUGCAAUAUUAAGCAAUUAGGAGGACUCAAUCUUCAUGGAAGUCUAUCAAUUAAGGAGGUUCAAAAUAUUGUGAAUCCUUUGGAUGCAUUAGAAGCAAAUUUGAAAAAUAAACACCUUGUGAACUUGGAAUUGGAAUGGAAGAGGAAGCACAUCCCUGAUGAUCCAUUGAAAGAAAAGAAAGUACUUGAGAAUCUACAACCUUCCAAACACUUAGAACGUUUGUCUAUCGAGAAUUAUGGUGGAACAGAAUUUCCAAGUUGGGUAUUCAAUAAUUCAUUAUCAACUUUGGUGUUCUUAUGUUUGGAGAACUGUAAGUAUUGCCUAUGUUUGCCUCCUCUUGGACUUCUGUCAUCACUAAAGACCCUCAAGAUUAGAGGGUUUCAUGGAAUAGUGAGCAUUGGUGCUGAGUUUUGUGGGAGCAACUCUACUUCGUUUACAUCCUUGGAAAGUUUGGAAAUCGACAACUUGAAGGAAUGGGAAGAGUGGGAAUGUAAAACUACUUUUCCAUGUCUUCGAUAUCUUUUUAUCAAUCGAUGUCCAAAGCUGAAAGGUACUUCAGAGCAACUUCUUAACUUAAAGGAACUAUUUGUUAGUUUACGUGGGUCCCGAAACCUACGAGGAAUUUCAAAUGAGCACACUCAUAAUCAUCUCAAGGAAAUGAAAAUUGAUGAAUGUCCUCAAUUUGAAUCAUUUCCUAGUGAAGGUUUAUCUGCUCCGCAGCUAUGGAAAAUUGAGAUUAAAGGAGCAAGGAAUUUGAAGUUGUUGCCAAAGCGCAUGCAAAUCCUACUUCCCUCUCUUACUGAGUUGCGAAUAACUGAUUGUCCACAAGUGGAGAUGUUUGAAGAAGGAAGUUUGCCAUCAAAUUUAAAAGAGGUGUCUCUUUCAUGUUUCAGACUUAUAGCCUCCCUGAGAGAGGCUUUGGGUGCCGACACUUGUCUUGAAACAUUGUCUAUUGAAGAGGUGGACGUGCAGUGUUUCCCUGAUGAAGGUUUGUUGCCACCCUCUCUUACCUCUCUAGAAAUCUACGAUUGCCCAACUCUCAAAAAGCUGAACUACAAGGGUCUCUCCCACCUCUCCUCUCUCAGACUUUUGGAUGUCCCAACCUGA
Vigna unguiculata (cowpea) is the source of this 1558-nucleotide messenger RNA. Lineage: Eukaryota; Viridiplantae; Streptophyta; Magnoliopsida; Fabales; Fabaceae. The record is from RefSeq and is a predicted model, not a curated record.